Messenger RNA from Amphibalanus amphitrite, 4190 nucleotides. Its product is annotated as cholecystokinin receptor-like. The record is from RefSeq and is a predicted model, not a curated record. NCBI's taxonomy places the organism in Eukaryota, Metazoa, Arthropoda, Thecostraca, Balanomorpha, Balanidae. Bases 413 to 1648 code for a protein of 411 amino acids. Gene Ontology annotation, cellular component: membrane. Gene Ontology annotation, molecular function: gastrin receptor activity; neuropeptide receptor activity. Gene Ontology annotation, biological process: neuropeptide signaling pathway. The transcript is spliced from 5 exons.
CGUUGAGCUGUGACACUGGAACGGGCAGUGACUUUGCUGCGUGUUCAGUGCUCAGCCGAGCCGUGCCGUGCCGUGCCACUGCCGUGCCGAGCCAUGCCGUGCCGUGCCGUGCCCCAUGGUGCCUCAGUGACAGUCGCGGUGCCGGUCGAGGCCGCGCUGCUCUAACCUCGCCCAUCGGGGGGCCGUGCGGGGCGCCGGCCGGCUGCGCGCACUGUCCAUGUGCGACGCGCCAGCGCCGGCCGCUGAGCCAGCUCCAGUGGGCAGCGGCGGCUCGGGACGGCAGCGGCGACGGCGGCGGCGAGCGACCCUGGACGUACAGAUAACCAGCCUGAAUUACUCGCGAGCGCAGCUGUCAGCGGCCGCAGAAGCCUGACCUCGUCACUGUCAGCUGGUGGACAGCUGCCUCUCCAGCAUGGUCAACACCAGCUCCAGCAUGUCCAACGUCAGCGCGCUGCUGGAGGCGGCCAGCUCCAGCGCGGCUCCGACGGCGUCCCAGCUGCCGCCGUACCAGUACCCCGAGUUCGGCGACAUCUGGCCAGAGUGGUGGCUGCAGAUCUCCGUCUACUCACUCAUCCUCUUCCUCAGCGUGCUCGGCAACGUGCUCGUCUUCGUCACCCUCAUCCAGAACACCAAGAUGCGCACGGUGACCAACGUCUACCUGCUGAACCUCAGUAUCGCCGACCUGCUCUGCGGCGUCUUCUGCAUGCCCUUCACACUCGUCGGAUCCAUACUGAAGAACUUCAUCUUCGGGAACGUCAUGUGCAAGAUUAUUCCGUUCCUCCAAGCCGUCUCUGUAUCCGUCUCGGCCUGGACGCUGGUGGCGAUGUCCGUGGAGCGGUAUUACGCCAUCUGCCACCCGCUGAGGUCGCGCUCCUGGCAGACCCGCAGCCACUCUCUGAGACUGAUCGGAGCCGUAUGGGCAGCCGGGCUGCUGGCGGCCUCCCCGACUCUCGUCCUCAGCUACCUGAUCCCGAUGCCGCAGCCAGGCCGCUUCAAGUGCCGUGAGCAGUGGCCGAGCCCGUGGCUGGAGAAGUGCUACAUGAUCUUCAUCGACCUGACCUACCUGGUGAUCCCGAUCGUGGCCAUGUUCGUGACGUUCGUGUCCAUCACGCGCACCCUGCGCCGCGUCAUGGAGGACGAGCAGGCCGGCCAGCAGCUCAUCGGCGCCACCCCGCCGUCUGCCCUGAACGGCAGCACCACCAAGAGCUCGAUGGGUCAGUCGCGCAAGGCCGGCUCCGACUCGACCCCUUCCCUGCGCCUGCGCCACAGCAAUGCCGAGCGCUCGCUGGCCAGCAAGCGGCGCGUCAUCAAGAUGCUGUUCGUGGUGGUGCUGGAGUUCUUCGUGUGCUGGACGCCCGUCUACGUCAUUAACACGGUGUCGCUGUACGACUUCCGGUCGGUGUACCGCGUCCUGGGCACCUCCGGCAUCAGCUGGUGCCAUCUGCUCAGCUACUGCUCGGCCUGCUGCAACCCCAUCACCUACUGCUUCAUGAACUCCGGCUUCCGACAGUCGUUCCUGGCCGCCUUCGGCUGCAGAAAGACGCCCUCCAGACACGACCCGAACCGAGCGACCACGCACGUGGCGCUGAGGUCCACAUCGUGUCAGGGAACGCGGCAGGACUCGGCCCCGCCGGCGGCGCGCAUCUAGUGGGGGCUCGGAUCUAUCUCUCCUGGCUUCACAGGAGACACUGUGUGAGAGUCGAGAGACAAUCGAUGAUAAGGACAUUUUUAUCAGAAUCGAUAGAAAUGUUCUGCGAGAGUAUCAGGGUAAGAGAGGCAGAAUCUCUAACCAGCCCAGCAGUCGAUAACCGGCGAACAGCCGCCAUCAGGGUGGUACUGGAGUGCCAGUGUGUGAACUGGCUGUGGAAGUGGGGCAGUGUGUUGCCAUGCGGCAUUAUGAAGUUAGGAACAGUAUUUGGGUCGGCUGCUCGCUGCGGUGAACUGUAGGGAUUUUGGUGACAGUGUGGAACGGUACAGCUGACGGUCCAUUUCCGCCCUACCGUGGUAAGGGCGACACGAUGUCAUGGUCGUGCUGCAGAGAGGAUUCCCAUGAACAAAGCCCGGCGGUCGUCCGGUGCGUAACGGCCGUGUGACGUUUCCUACGUGAUGUGAUGUGUUGUGAUGUGACGUCAUCCACGCUGGACCUUACGGCUGGGUGAGAGCGGUAACGGAGCGCGUCAUUGUCGAGUGACGCCGCUCGCUCCUGGAAUAGUGAUCUAUCGGAGCGAUCCGAUGGAGAUGCGACCUGAUGGAUUAUUGUUGAAUGUCGAUAUACCGAUGGGCAUGAGUUGUGAUGGGCAGGAGUUGUGACGUAAACUGUGCGCCGAGUGAGCCGAUACGAUAUCCGCGCGUGAUCGGCUUGUAAAUAUCGAGGGGAAAUCCAUCUGUUUCCCGCGGAGAGCGACAGCGCUAUUCUUACAAAAACAUUUUGGAUCUGACUUUUGUAUCUAUCGCUUAUCAUUACUUCAAUCAGCUUACGCCCAUGCCCUUACAUCUACGGACUUGACCCCUGACCUACUCCUACUCAAAGUGUAUGUCAUCAUGCUGUAGUUUCAUCUCACAUUUCAGCCUGCCUCCAGCCCCUGGCGGUUCAGAAGUUAGUGAUCUUCACGGCCUGUAUGUAGAGGUCCUUCGUUUUGGGCCGAGCGUAAGUCACCCUGUCCUAAUUGUCGUGCUUGUAUGUUAAAUAUUUAAUUGUAGUACGUCACACAUCUCCAUUGUCUGUUUAGAUUCACCGUUUGAGAGCUUCUUUUGGUGCACAAUGCGGAUGUUGCAGUUCCAGCCAUUCUGCAAUGAUGACUGUUGCGGCAUGGUAUCGAUCCGGCAGAAGCAUAUUUUUAGUCUGAUAUGUUGCAUGGUUUAAGAAAUAGUAACAACUUUGUAACCGUUGAUAAUAUCACUGAUAUUUACUUUCGAUAUUUUAGAACUUAUUGAUAUUUCAUGCGCAUAGAGGCUGAAGAAGGAAAAACGUCAAAAACAAUGGGCCUCUACAGUCCACAUCACCGGUGUGUGUAAUGAGAUAUCUCAUUUUUUGUGUUAAAUAUUUGUUUAUGUGUAAACGUGUACACUAUUCGAGAAGUAGUAACAUCGAUGGUUAAAUGUUAUAUGUUGAAUGUAGGCCGAUAUUACAUGUUUUGUUCCCUCGUGCGAAGCCGUCCCUUUUGUGUGUGUUUUUUUUCCUUUCGCCGGCAUCUUUCUUUGUGUUGUCCCUCAGGGCAGUCAAGUCGUCACGGCCAAUUUCACAGCUCAGCCGGCCAAGUAAUUUGGUCUGAGCUUUAUCGAUCUAGGCACGCUUCUGUGCGUGUUUUUCCGUGUUUUUAAAAAUUGUUGCUCUUGGCUUCCAUAACCUUUUUCAUUGACAUGUUUUGCAUUUAUCAGAACAUCUUUGUUUUCCUAAGAAUUUUAGCAUUUACUGUAAAGUCAAUUUAAAUACAAAUUUAGGGGGAAAAUACCUUCCAAUAAACACGCCUGCGGUUCGUACAAUCAUUGUGCGAACUUUGCGUUAUUCGUCGAUAAUUUUGAUCGAUAUAACCCUAUUCUAGUCGAUUAUUUGUGACCAAGCUAUUACGGAUGAAUCUGUAGGCUUAAAGAUGACCUAAUAAGUCAAUACAAAGUAUCCGACUGAGAAGCAACCACGAUACGGUGCGAGCCAAUGCACCAGAUACCUAACCUUGCUUAUGAACAAAUACGAUCCAGCAUAAAGCAAACAAUGCUUAGCUUGUUCGAUUUCCCUGUAAUUUGGGUGUAAAUUUUCAUUCCUUCAGCGUGCUCUAUCGUCACAAUUGCCCAGCGCAUGCAGUCAUCCACUCCGGUAGCCCUCACACAUCAAAACGGGGAGACUUGUGGUGAGGCCUACUGAUCUGGAUAGUUGCAGCUGCUGCCUUCCUUUCGGUUCCGGUUGGAGUGGAGCUCCCUGGACAGGACCAGAGUGGUGCCCCGUCCCCUCCGCGCCGCCGACCGCUGCGGUACAUACCCGUGUUAUCCCUGUCCUCGCGCUGAGCUGGUGUUCUGAGUGGAGCUCGGCGCGCCGCUGUCUCCGUGUGAGGCGUCCGGCCGUCGCGUUGGAUGGAUGAAGUGUCACCCGCCGCCCGCUGUCCGUGUUUUAUGUUGUAGACCACCCGCCGGUGUUGCGCAUUGUGCCCGCACUGAUCUUUGUGUGAAAAGUAAUAAAAAUACACACGUAUUUUCUA